Molecule: messenger RNA, 510 nt
Organism: Rhagoletis pomonella (apple maggot)
Lineage: Eukaryota; Metazoa; Arthropoda; Insecta; Diptera; Tephritidae
Gene: COX7B
Exons: 4
Coding region: 96-368 (90 amino acids)
Source: RefSeq, a predicted model, not a curated record
UACAUCGAAAACUGAAGUGUCAAAUGCUUGCUCAAUUUUUCUUGUCGUUUUGUCAUUCAACUAGCUUCUGAUCACGAGCUAAACCCUCUACAAACAUGUUGGUGCAACACAUUCUUAAACAAGGGCUUUUGGUUAAAAAUGCUGGAGCUGUUUCACGUGCAGCCUACCACGGUGGUCACCAUCAAAAGACUACUUUGAAUGAUCUGCCUGUGCCUGAGGGCGAUUGGAAGGAGCACUACACACGCCAGAACACCAAAUACAAUGCUUGGUUGAUCACGGGUGUUCUUUUCUUGGCUGGCACUAUCGGCUUUGUCAAGACAACCGGAGUUAUUGAAUUCAACAACAAAGUACCAGUAUCGUUGGAUUGAGCAGACGUUAGGCUAAAUAACUAGAACCCAUUAAAAUAAGUCUCUAUAAUAACCGAUGAAGGCAUAGUCUUUGCUUAAGCAAAUGUUAUUACAUUUCAAUUGCGAAGAAAUAAAAGUCCAUGUGAGAUCUAGAGUUCUAUAU